Molecule: messenger RNA, 2244 nt
Organism: Dendronephthya gigantea
Lineage: Eukaryota; Metazoa; Cnidaria; Anthozoa; Malacalcyonacea; Nephtheidae
Product: sulfide:quinone oxidoreductase, mitochondrial-like
Exons: 9
Coding region: 40-1395 (451 amino acids)
Cellular component (GO): mitochondrion
Molecular function (GO): sulfide:quinone oxidoreductase activity; FAD binding
Source: RefSeq, a predicted model, not a curated record
UCUCGGAAAUUGCAUGGUCUGAUUUGAUCGCACCAUUGUAUGGUUUCAAAAGUUUUUCUGGUUAGAUAUUUAAAAAGAGACAUGCAUGCUUCUCGAAGUGUUUCGGUGUUUCGACGGUGUUUCUCGACUGGCCUUUCUGUCCACAAUUCAUAUAAAUUUGUCGUUGCUGGGGGAGGUGCAGGAGGAAUAGGGGCAGCCGCUGCUUUGAAACGAAUUUACGGCAAAGACGCAACCGUAGGGAUUAUAGAAACAUCGCAGACCCAGUAUUAUCAACCAUUAUGGACUUUGGUUGGAGCUGGUGCAGUGGAUUUUGAUACAUCAUGGCAACCAAUGGAAAACGUAAUUCCAAAAGGAUGUGAUUGGUUGCAAACAAAAGUUGAAACUUUUCAUCCAGAGAGUAACACUGUGGUGACAUCUGAUGGUGACAAGAUCAAUUAUGAACAUCUCAUUGUGGCCUUGGGUCUUGAAUUGAGAUUUGAUAUGGUCGAAGGUUUGCCAGAGGCACUGCAUAGUGACGGUGUUUGCUCGAACUAUUCCGCUCAGACUGUGAAGGACACAUGGAAAACUUUGCAAAGUUUUGAAGGUGGAGAUGCUCUUUUCACAUUACCUAUCACGCCUAUUAAAUGCCUUGGCGCCCCACAAAAGAUCAUGUACCUGUCUGACGAUUAUUUUAGAAAGAGCGGAGUUCGAGACAAGGCUUCAAUUCAGUUUUGUUCGGCUUUGGGUGCAAUAUUUGGUGUACAGAAAUACGCCAAGGAACUGAUGCAGAUUUGCCAGAAACGAGAUCUAAACCUCAAUUUUCGACAUAACCUCGUGAAGUUGAACGCUGGGGAGAAGACGGCAACUUUUGAUAUUCUCGAUGAAAACGGAAUCAGUACCGGUGAAACAAGAACUUUGAAGUAUGAUAUGAUUCAUGUGACUCCUCCAAUGAGCGCACCUCUGGCCUUACGCAAAUCAUCAUCUCUGGCAGAUUCCAAAGGUUUUCUAGAUGUCCAUCAGUACACCUUACAACAUAAACGUUUUCCGAAUGUUUUUGGUUUGGGUGACUGUGUUAAUACUCCAAAUGGGAAGACUGCGGCUGCAGUUGCUGGCCAGCUGGGUGUGGUCAUGAAUAAUCUGUAUGCUUAUAUUUUUGGAAACAGCAUGAAUGCCAGUUAUGACGGCUAUACCUCCUGUCCUUUGGUCACAUCUUAUGGAAAGUGUAUAUUGGCAGAAUUUGAUUACAAUGCUCAACCACUUGAGACCAUGCCACUCAACCAAGGAAAGGAAAGGUAUUUCUCAUAUCUUGUCAAGAAAGAUAUAUUACCGGAAAUUUACUGGACUGGUUUGAUGAAGGGAACCUGGUAUGGACCUGGAACAAUUCGUAAGAUUCUUCACCUUGGUAUGUCGAAAUAAAUCAAUUUGUUAGGAGUUUGUAUCCUUGGAAAUUGGUACACCAUCUAGUGUAAGUACAAUUUGUAGGCUGUUAUGAAAAGUUAACUUUAAGGGCACAGUUUAAGGAUAUGAACUGGGAUAGUGGCCCCUAUAUAUUUUUACACUUAAACUGCGAUAAGGGUCUAAACGACACAGCAUUCUGUGACCCCUUAUCCUAAAUUUUAGUGCAAUAAUGAAAUUAUACUUGAGCUGAAACAUAGUUUGAUAACAGUCAUUAUUUUUUGGUCAAGAAUUUUUAGUUUGCUUGUUCAUUGAACUAAAAAAUUAAUGGCCUCUCUUUAUAUUAAUUUUAAUUUAAUUCUUAACCACCUGGGCUUCUUACAGCUGACCCUAUAGGAAACAGGGGCUUGCUCUCCCAUUAUCAUUCUUUAGAACUUAGGACAAAUGUCUCAGGCUAAUUUAGGCAAGGUAAAAUAUGAAAAUGAUUGGUUAGUUGGAAAUAAAAAUAGUGAUCAUAUUUGUUGUGAAUUGAAGAAAAAUUAAUAUUUUAAUCAAUACCAGGUUAAAAAACCCCUUAGGCUAUAGGUUGAUAAAAUAUUUGUUAAAAAUGUUUGUUAGUACUAUGGCAUAGUCAUGCAUAUAUAGUAUGUGUCUAGAUCAUGCAUCAUAUACAUUAAAAACUCUUGUUGUUUGAAUAUCUGAAUUAACAGUAAAAGGCAACUGUAAAAAUUAAUUUUCAAUUUUAUGUAUUUUUGUGCACUGAAUACCAUGAACUUGUGGAAUAGAAUGGUGUAUAGUACUUGCAUGAGUUGUUAAUUGAUUUUUUAAAUCACUAAUUAAACAAGAUUAGAAAUAAAAAAGACCUGCUGU